Molecule: messenger RNA, 612 nt
Organism: Racocetra fulgida
Lineage: Eukaryota; Fungi; Glomeromycota; Glomeromycetes; Diversisporales; Gigasporaceae
Source: the annotation of a GenBank genome assembly
AUGGGCGGAAGCAGUCGUCACGAAAGGGACCGCGACUAUUCAGAGGGUGGUUCUUCUCGAAGAUCCCGCCAAGACGAAACUGGCAAUGUAUCAAGUAGUGCAGCCAAUGAGACACCCAAACCAGGUUUAGAAACCACUAUGGGAUCAAGGGAAGGCCGUGGAGGAGGAUUUAUGGAGCGUGAUGAAGUAGUAGAAUAUAGAAGAUCGAGAGAUGCAGAAAAAGACGAAGAAUGGGAUGAAUUUGGGAGAAAAAGGAAAAAGAAUAAAGAUUGCGGAGUUGACACAAAAGAGGAAACAAAUGGAAAAAGAGACAAUCAAAAUAAGUCAAAUGAUGAUAGAGAACAGUCUAAAAAGCCAAGAUUAAAUGAACAGUAUCGUCGACGUUCUUCGCGGUCACGAUCACCAUACCAUCGCGAUCGUUCGCUGUCGCGGUAUAAGCGAUCACGUCGAAGUAGCAGAUCUAUUUCUCGCGAUCGCAUGAGAAGUCGGUCCAAAUCAAGAGAUCGAAAGAAAUCAGAAAUUGAUAGUCGCUAUUAUAGGUUAAGGUCUAGAUCACGAGAGCGAGAUUUGGAUAAGGAAAGGGACAGAAGAAAAUCACAUCGUAGUAGAUAA